Messenger RNA from Colias croceus (clouded yellow), 2005 nucleotides. Its product is annotated as calcium-binding protein P. Gene Ontology annotation, cellular component: extracellular region. The transcript has 3 exons. The coding region runs from base 76 to 1575 and encodes 499 amino acids. NCBI's taxonomy places the organism in Eukaryota, Metazoa, Arthropoda, Insecta, Lepidoptera, Pieridae. The record is from RefSeq and is a predicted model, not a curated record. Gene Ontology annotation, molecular function: chitin binding.
AAGCGCUCGUGUGGUCAACAAAACACAGUUCGCGCCAAGCUAGCGAUCCGUAAGUCGACGAUUUAGUUGUAGUUUAUGAUCAGCACCAACACCAUGCUACGUUUGUCAACGUUUUGCCUACUACUGGCAGUGGCGGUCGCCCAAAACGGCUAUGAAUACAAUAAACCAGGAAAACCGUUCGGUCAAGGCACAUCACCAGGUCGCCCCAGUUAUCCCACCAGUGGAUACCCAAGCUCAACACCGUCUUCCUAUCCGAGUGGAUCGCAGGAUGAAUACCCUAGCUCUGGAACAACAGCCGGUUACCCUACAAGCCCCUCCACGUACCCAAGUUAUGAUCGACCUCAAACCGGCUAUCCCGGACAAUCGUACCCUGGUCAGGGGCCUUCUGGUCCUUCCGGUCAGACGUAUCCCGGUCAGGGACCUUCAGGACAACCUGGUCAAAGUUACCCCGGUCAAGGACCUUCGGGACAACCUGGCCAAGCUUACCCCGGUCAGGGAACCGCAGGACAAACUGGGCAAACUUACCCCGGUCAGGGACCUUCUGGACAGCCGGGUCAAAGUUAUCCAGGUCAGAGUCCUUCUAGCCCCGGUCAAAAUUAUCCAGGACAAGGACCAGCGGGACCUUCUGGACCAUCUUAUCCAGGACAACCCGGCAGCAAUUACCCUAGUCAGAAUUAUCCUGGACAAGGGCAGCAACCCAGUCGACCAAGCGGAUUUGCUCCUGGCUUCGGAUCAGGUUUUGGUCCCGUUGGACCUGGUUUUGACAACGGCGCUUACGAAGGAGGUGAUUAUUCGGCGAUUCCCGGUGAACCUGAUAAAGAUUACCCUAUUCUGUCUUAUGUUCCUGAAACAUCUUUCCGUUGCGACGCUCAACGUUACCCAGGUUACUACGCUGACGUAGAAACACGCUGCCAAGCCUUCCAUGUAUGUGCAAAUAACAUUACAUACGACUUCCUUUGCCCGAAUGGCACCAUCUUUUCCCAAGAAUACUUUGUUUGUGUCUGGUGGAAUCAGUUUGACUGUGAUUCAGCAUUAAGCCUUUAUGAAUUGAAUGCAAAUAUAUAUGACUACUCUAUUGUUGGAUCUUCAGGUUUUAAUGGUCAAUCACAAACUUAUCCCGGAAGCCAAGGCCCGCAAGGUCCAUCAGGCUACCCCGGUCAAUCAACAAAUUACCCCGAUAACUUUGGAAUUCAGGGACCUUCAUCAACAUACCCGGGAAGUGGAGCUCCUCAAGGAACAACACCGAGUUACCAAGGAAGCACGGGACCACAAAGUUCAUAUCCCGGUACUGGCCCUAGCAACUAUCCAAGCGGCCCAGGACAAAGACCGUCAACAUCCUAUCCUGGAAGUUCCGGUUAUCCAACACCAACUGGCCCACAAGGUCCUUCACAAGGAAACUAUCCAGGAUCUCAGAGUACGCCUAGCUAUCCUGGCUCAAGGCCCACCGGAGGAUAUCCAUCAGGCAGACCGUCAGGAAAUGGUUUUCCAACGGGAACUACCAGACCACAAGGCCCAACAAAUACAGGAUAUCCUGUUCAACCACCUAACAGUGAAUAUCUCCCUCCUAGAAAUUAACAAGGUUACUAGAAAACUUUAAUACAAAAGACUUAGAAUUAUAAUUCAAACUGCCAGAAUCUUUAAUGUAUUUAUGAAACCAGUAGAGCGCGUUGACAAAUGAAAAUGUUGGUGCUGUAUAUUUUCCUUGUUAUCGUGCUAUAAAUUUAGUUUAAGAUAAUAUUUUAGUAUAAUUUUUGUUAGUCUUAGAAGUAGUUUUUCGUGAAUAAAAUAUUGUAAUAUUUCUAUUUUUCCUUGAUAUUCUAAAAUAUAAUAAUAGUGACCUAUAGUUACCCAAACUAGUGUUCAACUGUUAAAGUACAAAAAAAAUUAUGUGUAAGAUAUUUUCAUGUAACUCGUUCUCUAAGAUUUUAUUUUAAUAAAUAAUUGUAUUAGAGAAGUGUGCCGUUGUACCUACAUACAUGAAUAAAAAUAAACAUCAAGCAAUAAA